AUGAAAAUUGCAGUUCUAUUGUUGAUAUUGUCAACCCUAGGCAUUUUUGCAAAAGAUGUCACGAAAAUUCAUGAUUGGAUCUAAAAGAACAUUCAAUCUCUAGAGAAGUAUAUUUAAGAAACCGAUAUGUCAAGCGAUAUGUUAUUGGGCAUCUAAAGGAAUGAUUAAGCCAAAAAGUAAAUCUUAAUCCUAAAACUAGCUAUCAAAAUUGGAUAUUUUCUACAAACCAUAAAUAACAUAUAGAAUUAACAGAUGGACAAGUCAAGAAAACAAGUGCAUUCGGUCCUGAAUCCGAAUAUUUUACAGAAACAACCUAAAAUAUGGUUUUUUUAGGAACUCAGAUUAAGGAUAAGGAAUGGAUAAAAAUCUAAAUGAGUAAAGGUAAUGAGGAUGCUUAAAGAAUCGAUAUGUUUGCUUAAGAUAACUAUUAAGGCGUCAGUUUAAUCAAUUAAAAUAAUGAAGGAAUUUUGAAUAGGUUAUUAAUUGUUGAAAAAAAGAAUGAAAUUAUUUCAUCCUAUGAAGAACAUGGAAAGUCAAUUAUAUAAAUUUCUAAUUUAUCUGAAGGCUAAUCACUUUUUUAUGUUCUUUACAGUUAAAAUUCAGAGGUGACUGACAUUGAAAAGUUAUUUAAUUACAUUGUCAAAAAUGUAAUUGAUCUUGAUAAAGAAACAGAAAUUAAAGUAGAUGAGUAACCAGUUGACAAAGAUAAUGAAGGAGAAGAAUCUGAUCCAAAUGAAGUGGAAAAAGUAGAAAAAGCAAAAAAGGAGGGUGAAGAAGGUGAUACAAAUGGUGAAGAAGGUGAAACAAAUGGUGAGGAGAAAGGCGAUAAAUAAGAAGAAGAAGCACAUGAUUAAGAAGUACCUGAAGAAGAUUGCCCUGGAGGAGAAGAAGAUGAUACAGUCAAAAAUAAAGUAGAUGUUGAUCCAACAUAAUAAUUGCAAUCUCAAGAGGAUCAUAAGAAUGUCAAAAUCUAAACCAAUAAUGUCGAUUCAGAUGAAACAGUUGAAGUAGUAGAAGAAAGCGAAGAAGAAGAGGUAGAGAUAGUUCCACAAAGGACUACAAAAGUUGGUGGUAAAUCCAGCCUCCCUCCAAAAAAGAAUCAAGAAGAAGAUGAAAAAAGCGAACCUGAACCUCCUUCUGAAGACUAUUAAAAUUGUGCUGGAGAGGAGUUAGAUACAGUUAAAAACAAGAGGGAUUUGAAUGCAAAUCUGGAAUCUAAACCAGACAGAGUAUUUUAGGCAAAAUAAGUCAACAUUAAAGAAACAAUACAAGAAGAAGAAGGAGAAGGUGAAGGAAAUAAUGGUGGCGAUGGUACAACUGAGGGAGAAGGAAAGUCUGAGGAACAUGGUACAAAUGAAGGAGAAGGAAAUCAUGAUGAGCAUGGUACAACUGAGGGAGAAGGAAACCAUGAUGAGCAUGGUACAACUUAGGGAGAAGGAAAACAUGAAGAUCAUGGUACAACUGAAGAGCAUGGCACAACUGAGGGAGAAGGUAAACAUGAAGAUCAUGGUACAACUGAGGAACAUGGUACAACCGAAGGAGAAGGAAAACAUGAAGAUCAUGGCACAACUGAGGAACAUGGUACAAAUGAAGGAGAUGGAUAACAUGAAGACCAUGACGCAACUGAUGGGGAAGGAAAACAUGAAGAUCAUAGCACAAAUGAAGAGCAUGGCACAACCGAAGGAGAAGGAAAACACGAAGAUCAUGGCACAACUGAGGAACAUGGCACAACUGAAGAGCAUGGCACAACUGAAGAGCAUGGCACCACUGAGGGAGAAGGAAAACAUGAAGAGCAUGGUACAACUGAGGGAGAAGGAAACCAUGAUGAGCAUGGUACAACUGAGGGAGAAGGAAACCAUGAUGAGCAUGGUACAACUGAGGGAGAAGGAAACCAUGAUGAGCAUGGUACAACUGAGGGAGAAGGAAACCAUGAUGAGCAUGGUACAACUGAGGGAGAAGGAAACCAUGAUGAGCAUGGUACAACUGAGGGAGAAGGAAACCAUGAUGAGCAUGGUACAACUGAGGGAGAAGGAAACCAUGAUGAGCAUGGUACAACUGAGGGAGAAGGAAACCAUGAUGAGCAUGGUACAACUGAGGGAGAAGGAAACCAUGAUGAGCAUGGUACAACUGAGGGAGAAGGAAACCAUGAUGAGCAUGGUACAACUGAGGGAGAAGGAAACCAUGAUGAGCAUGGUACAACUGAGGGAGAAGGAAACCAUGAUGAGCAUGGUACAACUGAGGGAGAAGGAAACCAUGAUGAGCAUGGUACAACUGAGGGAGAAGGAAACCAUGAUGAGCAUGGUACAACUGAGGGAGAAGGAAACCAUGAUGAGCAUGGUACAACUGAGGGAGAAGGAAACCAUGAUGAGCAUGGUACAACUGAGGGAGAAGGAAACCAUGAUGAGCAUGGUACAACUGAGGGAGAAGGAAACCAUGAUGAGCAUGGUACAACUGAGGGAGAAGGAAACCAUGAUGAGCAUGGUACAACUGAGGGAGAAGGAAACCAUGAUGAGCAUGGUACAACUGAGGGAGAAGGAAACCAUGAUGAGCAUGGUACAACUGAGGGAGAAGGAAACCAUGAUGAGCAUGGUACAACUGAGGGAGAAGGAAACCAUGAUGAGCAUGGUACAACUGAGGGAGAAGGAAAUCAUGAUGAGCAUGGUACAACUGAGGGAGAAGGAAACCAUGAUGAGCAUGGUACAACUGAGGGAGAAGGAAAUCAUGAUGAGCAUGGUACAACUGAGGGAGAAGGAAACCAUGAUGAGCAUGGUACAACUGAGGGAGAAGGAAACCAUGAAGAGCAUGGUACAACUGAGGGAGAAGGAAACCAUGAUGAGCAUGGUACAACUGAGGGAGAAGGAAACCAUGAUGAGCAUGGUACAACUGAGGGAGAAGGAAACCAUGAAGAGCAUGGUACAACCGAGGGAGAGGUAAAGUCUGAAGAACAUGGUACAACUGAGGAACAUGGCACAACUGAGGGAGAAGUAAAGUCUGAAGAACAUGAUACAAAGGAUGGAAAGGACGAUACUGACAAAUAGAAAAAGAAUCCUGAUAAUGAGGUGGAAGUAAAAAUAAAUAUAAAUUUCGAUAGGAGCCUUGUGUAAUUUUAUACUCAGAAUGCCACUAUACUGGAGAUGAAUUAAAAUUAUGUGGUGCCCAUCCUGUGAUUCCAAACGAUAUGAAAAAUUUUAAAGUUAAAUCUAUCAAAGUCCCAGAAGGAGUUUAGGUUACAUUCUUUAAUAAACCAAAUUUCGAUGAUGAAAGAUUACACGCAAAAACAGAAAUGGAAUGCCUUGAGACACCUUUAAGAUUGAAUUUACUAGAAUUGAUGAAUAAUCUAAGAAUGUCAAAGCAAGUUAAUAUAAACUCUAUAUCAGUUACCAAAUGA
This is a messenger RNA of Paramecium octaurelia, 3388 nucleotides long. The record is from the annotation of a GenBank genome assembly. Lineage: Eukaryota; Ciliophora; Oligohymenophorea; Peniculida; Parameciidae.